CCCACAAUACCACGUCCCAUCUUUGAACGUCACUUCAGCCCAAGACGAGUCACGCACGACUCUUGGACAUUAACAUUUCAAACUUACAGUGCAAUCUUUUUAUUCCUGAGACGUGCAGAUACAGCUAACGUUAGCUAUAUGCAACAAAGACAAUUAGCAAACUGUCAUUUCAGACUGUCUUUACGUAGUGCACCCGAUAACCAUGGAUACAUUUUUAAAAAGCUGUCGCAAUGUGCUGAAGGGGAACGCAGAGGGCAGCCCAGGGUUCCAUGUGGUCCUGGGGAACGAGGCCUGUGACCUGGACUCCAUGGUGUCAGCUCUGGCCUACGCAUACUUCCUGUCCAAGACACUUGAUUCUGGGAAAAUUCCUCUUCCCGUUCUGAACAUUCCCCGGCAAGAGUUCCCGCUGCGCACGGACAAUGCCUUCCUGCUGAGAGAGAGUGGCCUCUCCCAGGAUGACCUGGUGUUCCGGGACGAGGUGGACCUGGGGAGUCUACACCGGGCCGGCCGGCUGGACCUCACACUGGUGGACCACAACGUGCUGCCCAGCUCUGACCGUGAUCUAGAGGAGGCGGUGUUGGAGGUGAUCGACCAUCACCUCCUGGAGAGGAAGCCCUCACCCUCCUGUCCCGUUACCGUGGAGACGGUGGGCUCCUGCACCACCCUGGUGACAGAACGGAUCAUCCAGAAAGCCCCUGAAGUCCUCGACCAACAGGUGGCCCAGCUCUUAUAUGGCACCAUAGUGUUAGACUGUGUGAACAUGGCCCCAGAGGCAGGGAAAGUCACCCCUAAAGACAGCCAGUACGCUGUCCUCCUGGAGACGCACUUCCCCAACCUGCCACCAAGGGGCGUCCUCUUCCAGUCCUUGCAGAAUGCUAAAUUUGACGUGUCAGGUCUCACCACAGAACAGAUGCUACUGAAAGACAUGAAGGUGGCAUCGGAAGGAGAUUUAAAACUGGCAGUCAGUGUGAUAUAUAUGACACUGGAGGCUUUUCUACAGAGACAAAGCUUACAGCAAGAGCUCUGCGAGUUCUGCCACAAGCACAGCUACAACCUGGUGGUGGCCAUGACGAUCUCCUUCAACGAUAACAAGGAGCCCUUCAGACAGCUGGCCGUCUACAGCUCCAGCACCCUCUACAGGGGGGAGAUGGGCCAAGCCUUGGAGCAAGCCCGGAGCCCCAGUCUGAGCCUGAGUCCAAUGAGCAGCCCUUACUCGGACAUCAGGGCUUAUCUCCAGGGCAACACGUUGGCUUCCAGGAAGAAGGUGCUGCCCAUCAUCAAGGACUUCCUGAGGGACAGGGAGCGAAGAGAGGUGCAUUGUGGGAGCCUAGAGGAGAGCUACGAGGCACCAUGGCAACGAGCGUGCACUGAGGACGCUGGGAUAGAGGAGGACUCCUACUUCCCCCCCACCCCUAUGAACAGUCUGGUGGAGGGCUGUCCCCUUGACAACGGGCUGCCCAAGAUCAGCGCUGAAGCUCUGACGGAGAAGUUCAGCAAGAUGGCCAGCGAAGAGGAGAACGCAGGGGGACACUGAUGUCACUCACACUCCUGGUGGUCAGCGGAGCACCCAAGCUCACUAACCUGUAUAACAGCUGGAUGGCCAGAGAGUUCUCGUAACAGGAUUCAGACCAGUCAGUACAGAUUGUUUGUGACUGUGCAGGGUGUUAAGGUAGGCACAACAUUGAUCCGCUGGGACGAGGACUGGGAGUCACACUGUUCCCAAUACAGAGGAGUAAACAAUCCACUGGCAAUCAUAUUGGAGAUGAUGGAAAUGUAUUGAAAAUAUUAGCGGUCCAAGGCACUGCAUCUCAGUGCUAGAGGCAUCACUACAGACCCUGGUUCGAUUCCAGGCUGUAUCACAACUGGCCGUGAUUGGGAGUCCCAUAGGGUUAGGGUUUGGCCGGGGUAGGCCGUCAGUGUAAUAAGAAUUUGUUCUUAACUGACUUGCCUCGUUAAAUAAAGGUUCAAUCAAAAAAUAUUAGUGACACUGAUGCUUUCAUCCUUGAAUGGGAAUAAGACAUUUAAGUGGGAACCUUGUUAAUGGAAAAAUACUCCCGGUUGUUAUGUUUCCGGGAAAUACAUUUUGCUGUAGAUUUGAGAAAAUAGAUCCACUCUCUCUCUUCUCCCCAAGAGUGUGUGUGCAGCCUAGACUAAUGUGUAUAUGAACAUUUUUGUGAUAGAUGCCUAAACCAAUUUGCGGCCCCACUUUAUUUGGAUAGUCCAGCUGUAGAUGCUCUAAAGAUGGUCAAACUAUCUGUUGAUAAGCAACUGCUUACUAAGCUUAGGGUAAGGGUUAAUAGUUAGAGUUGGGUUUAGGGUAAGAGUUAAGUUUAGGUUAAGGUUGGCGUUUAGUACAUAGUUUGUUGAAAUGUGAUAGUCUGUAGAGCAUCUACAGAUGGACUGUCCAAGUAAAGUGUUACUCUGCAUGAUAUGCAGUGUUGAUUUGACAUAAUUGAUAAGCAGUUUGACGUUGAAGUGUUUGUGUUGAAUAGUUAUUGCUAGAAAUAGCUAGACAGUAUUCCUUGACUGACUGUUUUAUUGAUAAUAAAUCAGUUUUGAAUGUUCUUCUGACUCAAAACACCAUUAUAAUACUGUAUCUUCUCCAAAUGAAAGAUUUUGUAUACUACAAAUGUAUGUAAACAUAAUUUAAAAAAUAUUAUUUAAGAAUUAUCUGAUUAUAUGCAAUUGUAUUGCAAGAAGAUACAGUAACUUCCGUUUGAUAGUGGUAAAGCACUUGGUACCAAUGAUAUUGCUGAUGUCAUGUUAAUUUGAAUAUAAUACUUUGAUCUCUUUUAUCUGAAACUAGGACUCCCCAGAACCACUCAAGGUACUGCCAGGCCUGAUGUAGUCUAAUUAAAUGACUGUUUAUUUCAUAAAAUGCUCCAAACGGAUGAGAACAGUGUUCUUUGAGAUCUAGCUAUAAUCUGCACCAAAAGGUAGAGUAGAUUUCAGUCAAGGUUAGACCAUUGGCAGAUGUUAUGAAGGACAAUCAAGUGAAAAAUGUCAGUUUGACCUUUUUAAUCAUUUGGAAACCAACUGACUAAAGUUUUACAGUUAGAAAUGUAAUGGUUUCACCUGAAAUGUUGAAAAGGGUUAAAUAGUAUUAAAGUUUCUUAUCCUG
Molecule: messenger RNA, 3121 nt
Organism: Salvelinus fontinalis (brook trout)
Lineage: Eukaryota; Metazoa; Chordata; Actinopteri; Salmoniformes; Salmonidae
Gene: prune1
Product: prune exopolyphosphatase
Exons: 8
Coding region: 203-1534 (443 amino acids)
Cellular component (GO): cytoplasm
Molecular function (GO): exopolyphosphatase activity
Source: RefSeq, a predicted model, not a curated record